Xyrauchen texanus (razorback sucker) is the source of this 4802-nucleotide messenger RNA. It is a transcript of the gene hsd20b2, whose product is annotated as hydroxysteroid (20-beta) dehydrogenase 2. The record is from RefSeq and is a predicted model, not a curated record. Bases 94 to 1083 code for a protein of 329 amino acids. Gene Ontology annotation, cellular component: endoplasmic reticulum. Gene Ontology annotation, molecular function: oxidoreductase activity. NCBI's taxonomy places the organism in Eukaryota, Metazoa, Chordata, Actinopteri, Cypriniformes, Catostomidae. The transcript has 11 exons.
UGGAGGGUAUUUUUCAACCUCAGUCUUUGGAGCACACCAGAAGUUAAUUUCUAUUGUGUAUGUGUGACAGAAACACAUAGUUAAAGAAGUAACAUGGUUGAAAUUGCAGAGUGCAGCUGGUCUUCAUCGGUGUUGUGCUGCAUCGGCUCCGUCACUGUGCUGUAUUACAUGCUGAGGUGGUCUUGGCAAUGUUGGCAUGGUUUUAAAGUGUUCGUGAUCUCUGAAAUCUGGCAAACGGACUUGAGAACAUAUGGGAAGUGGGCCGUUGUUACUGGAGCGACAUCAGGGAUUGGUGAAGCAUAUGCUAAAGAGCUUGCAAAACGAGGCUUAGACAUUGUUCUGAUCAGUCGCUCAGAUGACAAGCUCCGGCAUGUUGCCAAGGAAAUAGAGUCUCAGUACAAGCGGAAGACUCGUGUAAUUCAGACAGACUUUACAGAUGGCCAUCCCAUCUAUUCAGCUAUUGUACAGCAGCUAGAGGGCCUGGAGAUUGGAAUUCUGGUGAACAAUGUAGGGAUGAACUAUAUGGGAGUUCUGGCAAACUUUCUGGAUGCUCCUGACACCGAACAGAGAAUCACACAGGUGAUAAAUUGUAACAUACUGUCCAUCACUCAGAUGAGCAGACUCAUUUUGCCAGGAUUGGUUGAAAGGGGAAAAGGUCUCAUAAUAAACAUAUCAUCAGAGGCAGCCUCUCAACCCCAGCCAAUGCUGACAGUGUAUUCUGCCACUAAGAUAUUUGUGACAUAUUUCUCUCGCUGUCUGAAUGCAGAAUAUAGAUCACGAGGAAUCACUAUUCAAUGCGUAGCCCCGUUUAUGGUCUCCACUAAUAUGACUCAUAACUUGCCUGUGAAUCCUUUAAUAAAAAGUGCUGCUUCGUUCGCUAGAGAUGCACUGAACACUGUGGGUUACACAACAUUUACAAGCGGAUGUAUAACUCAUGCACUGCAGCACAUUGCUCUGUGUAUCUUUUUUCCGGGCUGGCUGCGUCUCUCUUCCUUUAGUGUGCAACGCAUGGCACAAUUUGCUCGCAGUGUUGAACCUCAAAUUAAGAAGAGGAUGGCAGAGACAAACAACAAAAAGGACUGACACAAGCACACUGUGUGGACUGCAGUGAUGAACACACAAAAAGAGAUACACAAACACAUACACCAACCUCUGUAUUUCUACUGAGGCAAACACACAUAUUUAGAACUACAGUGACACGUACACACAAACACAUGUUCUGGUAGGUUGACAGAUGCACACACACACACACACACACACACACACACACAAGUCACAGCUGCAGUGACACAUUAGGUAUGCAAUACAAAUAAUGUUUAUUCAUGAUUUUUAUGCAUAGGAAUCAGGAGUCUUAAUCAAUAGGAUAACGACUAGAGAGCUCCUCUUUUAAUCUGUAAUCUUUAAAAUUGAUUUAUUUUCCAUAAUGUGAUAUGAAGAACAAGCACUAGAGUGAUGGAAUAUAAUUUAAAUUUUUGCAUAAAAAAAUAAAUAAAUAAAUAAAUAAAUGAGAGACAAUAAAGGGAAAAAUGCAAUGUUUAGUUUAAUAACAUUCCUCUGCUUACAGACUCUACAUUCAGUCAUAUGAUUCAGCUAUUGCAUACAAUGCAGUCCCAUUUCUGGUCCUGUACUGAAUACAGUAGCUUUAUGUAUACUGAAGUAUAUUAAUGAUGCACAAUUUCAGAUAUAAGAUUUUUUUAUAGAUAUUCAGGAUUCUGUGGAAACUGGACUGUGUGAAGUAAUUUUUGCACACUAAAAAUCAAAACACUGUAAACAACAAAAAUACUUUUUAUAUAUGAAAUGUACAGAAUGUAAUGGCUUUUUUUAAAAUGUCAGCAUUCUUUGUGUUUUUGUUGACAAAUACACAAAUAUGCAACACUCACAAACACAUGUACGGACACACAUUUGGUCCAAGAGACAAAUAUUAAAGUAUUAUUGAAGCCAAUAGAGCUGUUCAGGUUGUAGUCCAAAAACUCAUAAAGCUAAUUGACCAUGGGUUCCCUCUGGAUUUUCCUAUUAAGGUUUUUAUUAAUGCAGUUUUGUUUUUACAAGUCAAAUAAGGUCUGUGGUAAACAUUGAUGUUACAUGGAUACAUUUUCUUCUACAAUAUAAAUUACACACUUUCAUACCUCAAACGUGAAUUUUGAACACAGGUGGCUUCAAAAUACACGUUUGAGGUAUGUAAGUGUGUAAUUUACGUCCACAUAUCAUCAAGUAAUGUUUACCACAGACCUUAUUUUACUCAUAAAUUCAAAAACCCCAUUAUAAAAACCUAUAGGAAAAUCCCAAAGGAAACCAUGGCCAAUUAGCUUACCGGGUUCGCCUACAAAUUGACGUCACAGCUGAACAGCUCUUUGUCCAUUUUCAUUUCACAAAGACCAACGCAGACACAACAGUGAGAGGCACUUCUAUGUUCAUCGUCAUUAUUGGCCUUGACCAAUCAGAUUCAGCUACUGAGCACCAAGCUCCACCUUCAGCCCAGUCUGCACAACCAUUAGCACUAACGGCACAAAGAGCUUGUACUGAGCAAACUGCAACAAAUACACAAAAUCAAAUGAGAGGAUGAAGCAAUAAAUUAAUUAUUUGCUUUCUUUAUCAGCUCCACAAAGCGAGUUUUGAAUUCUGAGUUCUUGCAACUAUAAAUAACGGAAAUUAAAACUCAAGAAAAUGCAUUCCCUUUGUCUCCUGUAUUAUUCACAUAAGGAUAUUUCAUAUAAUAAAUAACAUCUAUUUAACACUGUGAAUGACAGCAAAUAGACUGAGUGCACAGUGCAACUCAAGAGCUCUAUAAUCGUAAAGCUGUGAUCAGAAUUUCCCUAUGACACCAACAAUGACCCAAAAUCAUGAGGGCUUCUUAUUGGCCUACAAGUUUAAACUGGAUCACAAUGGGUCAAAAAGGUCUGUUUUAUGCCCAGAAAUGAUUUACACAAUUCUUCAACUGUUCAUCACAAUUAACUGAAAAGAUAACAAAAAGCAAACAAAAGUUGGUAAACAGGCUUGCUUUGCCCUAACCACUGAAUUAGGGCAAAUGAUUGCCCAAAUAAUUUAAGACAAACUAUUUCUACUUUAAAGUCAACAGUCAUUUUCUCCACAAAGAAUAUUGCGCAAACAUAAAGAAUGGAUUAUAGGAUCUGUUUCAAGAUUAACAGUUACUGUCUUAAACUUGAAUGAACAUAAUUAGCAAUUCAAUUAUGACAGCAAUCUCUUUUCCACAAACACUACACUUGCUGUUAGCAAGUGGAGGGUUUUGGAAAAGAAAUCAAAACAACUGCAUGCUGUGUCAUGAUUCUGGGCUAUUUACACAAAGCAGUUAGUGUUGAAAGUGUAGUGAGUGACAAUGAUCAGCAUUUUACAAGUGAAUUAUUAAAUAUUACCUAAAACACAAGGUCAACACCAAUAACACACUCUAUCCACUUUUGAAAUAACAUCUUUACCAAAAGCACAUACUCUACCCGUUUAUGUGCAUUAUCUGCCAUUUGUUGAGGAGUUCUACAAAAUAACCUUCAAAAUAAAAUGAACUUGUAUUCAGCUCACUUUCAUUUGUAGUUUCUGUCUCACUCUCUUACACACAAACAUACCUUUUAUUGUUAUUUCUCAUAGUUCAGUACAUGUAACUGGUGUCAGCCCAUGAAUCAUGAGAGUUGGGCCUAGAUCUUGAGUUAGAGUGUCCAGCUGCAUCAGAUAAUGCUGCGAGCCUGCGAUUGGUCAGAACUUGAAGGUCGGUGGGGCAAAUACAGGAAGCGAACUGCUGCCGUAGAACUAUGUUUUUCCUCUUUUGUAAGUCGCUUUGGAUAAAAGCGUCUGCCAAAUGAAAACAUGUAAAUGUAAAUGUUCAGGGCAUUCACCACACACAGAUAUUCUUCUGAUCCAGAUUUUGUUUCCUCUUUUUGCAUGUACUCUGAGCUUGUUCCUCUCAGCAUGCAUGUCACAUUAUCCCAUGGCACAAUCUUAAUAGCAGCACGAAUCCUCAGCUUCCUCAGCAACUCUCUAAAUUGCUCCUCUUUAGCCAACCAACCCUCUUCUCCCGACACUGACUCCACACAGAGGAAUAUACGCUAUUUUGCAUGGUCCCACUUGCUGUGCCAUGUUUAACACACACACCAUCUGAAGCAGGAACAGACUGCACACAUCUGCAUAACUGGCACUGGCCGGGUACAGCAGGUUUGACGGCCACACAUCGAUGGUCUCCACAUUGUUGCCUCCCCUUAUGUAUGUGAUGCCCUUGCUCUCAGGUGGCAGCUCGAAGAAGUACCGCCCUAAACAAACAUUCUUGCCCAUUUUGAUGGCAUCACAAAUAAUGCUCACAUACUCUUCAACCUGCAGCUGCCGAGGGCUCUCGGCAUGCCGCACUGGUGAAAAAUGGGCCUGUAAGGAUGGAAGGUCCAAUCCAAAAUGAUCCCCUUCAUCCGAUCACCCUCGCAAAAGACAAGGUCCUGCAGGAAAUAGUCCUCUGGGUAACAGUUGUCAUAGGAGCCCAAGACCAGGGUAUUAGGCUUCAUACCUCCUGGAAAAGAUAUUUGGUACUAAUAAUACGUAAAAGAAAUGGACUGAGUGACACAGACAGGCAGGUGAUAUUAGGGUAAUCUUGGACAUUUGGUAUUGUGGUACACCUAAAUUUUGGUGUUUACAUUACUUUCUACCUCAGAAGCAAGCCUGACAAAUCUGUCAAAAUUAACAAUUUAACUCAUGCAAUUACUUUAAAAUGUUUAUAGUGUUUUCAUUUUCGAAUUUACUAAUUUUCACGUUACAUUCUGACAUUUUAUUCAGCUCUCUGUGAGUGCUAAACACUGGUUGGAAUAGGGCAG